UUGGCAAAGGUGGCCAUUUCUCAGGUGAGGGGGGUUGACGAAACCCAACGGCGUCAGAGUGAGAAGAUAGACGAGGAAACAAACAUGGAACUAUAACUGGAUAAACUGGCGUAAAAGGCAUUUGUUGCGACGAGAACGAAUAACAAGAAAAUUAAAGUGAACAGGACUAGUCCAGCGCCGCCAGGAUGAGUCGGAGGCGAGCGGACUCCCAGGGUUCCUUGGGGCCGGACGAUGAGGUUGUGCCCUACAGCGACGACGAGACGGACGACGAGCUGGACCCCGCUGAUGAGGAGGAGAGGCUACCUACCGCCCCCAUACCUGAGGGCCAGGGCAGCGAAUCGGGAUGGAAGGUCAUAGCAAAUGACAAAGACUUCGUCAAUUUGCCUGAGUUUAAGAAGACCGUUACUCUCUGUAUCAAGAAGAGCAAGUACUCAGGGAAUGCCAUUCGGACUUACAAAUACAACGUGCUGACGUUUCUGCCCCUGAAUCUGUACGAGCAGUUCAAGAGGGCCGCAAACCUCUACUUCCUCGCCCUGCUAAUCUUACAGAUCAUUCCUGAGAUCACCACGUUGCCAUGGUACACCACUCUAGUGCCGCUGGUACUGGUGUUGGGCAUCACCGCCAUUAAAGACCUGGUGGACGACUUGGCACGGCAUCGAAUGGACAAGGAAAUCAAUAACAGGAAGUGUGAGGUCUUGGAGAAUGGCAGGUUCAAGGAAUCAAAGUGGAGAUUCAUUCAAGUUGGAGACGUGGUGCGAUUGAAGAAGAAUGAUUUCAUUCCUGCAGAUCUAUUACUGCUGUCCAGCUCCAAUCCAAACAGCCUUACCUAUGUGGAGACUGCCGAACUCGAUGGGGAAACAAACCUGAAGUUCAAGAUGGGGUCGAAAGUGACUGACGAGAGGCUGCAGGAGGAGGCUCAGCUGGCUGGCUUCGAUGCUACGAUUUUAUGUGAGGAGCCCAACAACCGUCUGGAUAAGUUCACGGGCACCAUGUACUGGAGGAAUGAGCGCUACCCUGUGGACCUGGACAACAUGCUGCUGAGGGGCUGCAAGAUCCGCAACACUGAGUACUGCCACGGCCUGGUCAUCUAUGCAGGUUUUGACACCAAAAUCAUGAGGAACGGCGGAAAGACACGAUUCAAGAGGACGAAAAUCGACAUACUCAUGAACUACAUGGUGUACACUAUCUUUGCCGUGUUGAUUUUGGUGUGUGCUGGCUUGGCCAUCGGCCACACGUACUGGUAUGAAGACAUUGGCAGCCAGGCCUGGUACCUCUGGGACGGCAAGGAGCAGUCUGCCUCAUACAGGGGCUUCCUGAGUUUCUGGGGCUACAUCAUCGUGCUCAACACCAUGGUGCCCAUCUCACUCUAUGUCAGCGUGGAGGUUAUCCGCUUGGGCCAGAGUAAGUUCAUCAACUGGGAUCUGCAGAUGUACUACCAGGAGAAAGACACCCCUGCCAAGGCGCGCACCACCACCCUCAACGAGCAGCUAGGCCAGAUCGAGUACAUCUUCUCCGACAAGACCGGCACGCUCACUCAGAACAUUAUGGCCUUCAAAAAGUGCACCAUAUCCGGCCGCAGCUAUGGGGAUCCCACAAGUGCUGAAGGAGUGACGUUAGACCGUGGACGGCCAGUUGACUUCAGCAAGUUCCCUUAUGCAGACAAGAAGUUCCAGUUCUUUGACCAUUACCUGAUCUCCUGUAUCCAGUCGAAGAAAGACAAGGACAUGCUGGAGUUCUUCAAGCUGUUAUCCCUCUGUCACACAGUCAUGGUGGAGGAGAAGGAAGGUGAGCUGAUUUACCAGGCUGCGUCCCCAGACGAGGGCGCUCUUGUGACGGCGGCGCGGAACUUUGGCUUCGUCUUCCUGUCGCGCACGCAGGACACGAUCACCAUCAGCGAGAUGGGCAAGGAGGCCACCUACGAGAUGCUCGCCCUGCUCGACUUCAACAGCGACCGCAAGCGCAUGUCUAUCAUCCUGAGGUUUCCGGAUGGUCGCAUUCGCCUGUACUGCAAAGGAGCUGACACGGUCAUUUACGAGCGCCUAAGCCCACAAUCCCGCCACAAGGAGACGACACAAGAAGCAUUAGACAUCUUCGCCAAUGAGACACUUCGAACCCUGUGCCUGUGCUACAAGGACAUAAGUCAUGCUGAGUUUGAAGCUUGGACUCGGAAGCACCACGAGGCCAGUGUGGCCCUGGGCAACAGGGAAGAGGCCUUGGACACCGUGUACGAAUUGAUCGAGAAGGACAUGCUGCUCAUCGGUGCCACGGCAAUAGAGGACAAGCUUCAGGACGGGGUUCCAGAAACGAUCGCCAAACUAGCCAAGGCUGACAUCAAGAUCUGGGUCUUGACGGGUGAUAAGAAAGAAACUGCUGAGAAUAUUGGCUAUUCAUGUGAGCUGCUGACCGAUGACAUGCAGAUCCAUUAUGGAGAGAAUGUUAAUGAGAAACUGAGCCAACGUCAAGCCAACAGAAGGAACAACCCCAUUGCGAAAGCGAAAAAAACCAAAGAGCCUUUCUUCACCGGCACAGACAAAAACGCCCUGAUCAUCACAGGCUCAUGGCUGAACGAGAUUCUGUACGAGAAGAAGAAGAAGCGUCGGCGGCUGCGUCUGCGUCGGCUGGGCAAGAGGUCGGCGGCUCCCGGCGGCCCUCAGGACGGUCAGCCGCAGGACGAGUACGAGAAGGAGAUGCGGCAGGAGGACUUUGUGGACAUGGCGUGCGAGUGCAGCGCCGUCAUCUGCUGCCGCGUCACGCCCAAGCAGAAGGCCAACGUGGUCAGCCUGGUCAAGAAAUAUAAGAAGGCCGUCACCCUCUCCAUCGGGGACGGCGCCAACGACGUCAACAUGAUCAAGACUGCCGAUAUCGGCGUGGGCAUCAGUGGUCAGGAGGGCAUGCAGGCGGUCAUGUCCAGUGACUACGCCUUCGCCCAGUUCCGCUACCUGGAGCGCCUCCUGCUGGUGCACGGCCGCUGGUCCUACAUCCGCAUGUGCAAGUUCCUCAGAUACUUCUUCUACAAGAACUUCGCCUUCACCCUGGUCCACUUCUGGUACUCCUUCUUCAGCGGUUACUCCUCACAGGUUGCGUAUGAGGACUGGUUCAUCACUCUCUACAACGUGGUCUACAGCAGCUUACCUGUCCUCUUGGUCGGCCUACUGGAUCAGGACGUGAGUGACAAGCUGAGUCUGAAGUUCCCCAAGCUCUACCUGCCGGGCCAACAGGGGGCGCUCUUCAACUACAAGAACUUCUUCAUCAGUCUGUUCCACGGCAUCUUCACCUCGCUCAUCAUCUUCUUCAUCCCAUACGGCGCCUUCCUGCAGACCAUGGGCCAGGACGGGGAGGCGCCCUCCGACUACCAGUCCUUCGCCGUCGUCACCGCCUCCUCGCUCAUCAUCACCGUCAACCUGCAGAUAUCCCUGGAUACAUCCUACUGGACCUUUGUGAACUGCUUUGCUGUGUUGGGAAGUAUAGCCCUCUACUUUGGAAUCAUGUUUGACAUUCACAGUGCAGGAAUACAUGUGCUCUUCCCCUCAGCAUUUACAUUUACUGGAGUGGCGUCCAAUGCCCUGAGACAGCCCUACCUAUGGCUGACCAUCAUCCUGACGGUGGGCAUUAGCCUCCUGCCAGUCAUCUGCAUCCAGUUCCUCUUCAAGACCAUACGGCCUUCUGUUGGAGACAAGGUGCAGAGGAACAGGAGGAAGUACGAGGCGGAGGAGGAGGAGAAGAAGAAGCCGACUCCAUUCCAGCGCGGCCGCCGCUCCCGGCGCUCUGCCUACGCCUUCUCGCACUCGGCUGGCUACGCCGACCUCAUCGCCUCAGGACGCAGCUUCCGGCAGAGACCCCGGCCUAGGCACCCCCAGGAGAGCAUCCGCGAAGUCCCCCGGGCUGAGAACAUCUGAGUGGGGACAAGAGAAUGAGGACUGGGGAGGUGGUCUGGCCCCUAUGGGAGGGAGUCACUGCACUAAGCAAAAUAAAAAAAACACAAAGACUGACACUCACCGAAGGCCACCGUUUUCUCUGUUCUUUUGUUCCUUUUUUUGUUUGUUUUAAUGGUGUACGUACGUAUGUAUGGCACAAUGUUGUAUUUCUCAGGAUUUUAAGUUCGUUAUUUUAAAUGUCUUUCAUUGUCGGGACCGUUAUUAACUCAUGUUGUUUUGGGGGUAAGCUUAACAAAAAGUUUGUUUUUCUUGACUACUUCUUCUUUCUGUCCUUUCUACAUCAGUGUUGCAAUUGGCAAGGAGCUCCUCUGGGCUUGCGUCCUGUAAUGCCUUUGUCUGUGUCCCCCUCCUGCUCCUCUCGAGGCUAAAUUAGUUUGGUUUGUUUUGACACAAGCCGGCAAUUUCUAAACACAGGUGUUGGCUGGCUUGUUUUGCUCCGAUGGGUCUUGCAAAAAGUCAAGGGUUUCUCCUUCGUGGUCUUAUUUAAGGGGGUGUGAGUAGGGAUGAUUAUUUUGAACAGGAGGGGGAAUGGGGAGGUUCAGUGAACUGCGCUCUUCUUUUGUGUUCAGUAUGGAAACCAGAGAUGUUUACAGUUUGACUGUUAAAUUCCACUAGUUGUAUGUUUUUUUUUCUUUUGUUUCUUCUCCCGAGCCAAAAAUCAUGAUUUAUUUUGUUUCAAUCAUGAUACACAUUUUGCACCUACUGAUUAUCAUGUGUAAAUUGGCUUCAGUGAAAUCUGGAGCUAGUCAUACUGUAUAUCACUUAGAGUGGCAUUCCCCUAUUUUUCUGGAAAUAAGUUAAUUCCCCUCCUCCCCUCAAGUUAAACUAUUGAGUUUCAUCUUUCUCCUGUUCUUCCAGCGGUUCUCUGAGUCUCGUGAUGUUACUUCUAGUUCCAAGCUAGCAUUUUUUAUUGAAUGGAAUGGGACGUAGCUGGUCCCAUACAGUUUAAUUAAACAUGCCGGCUUGGAGCUAGAAGCUGUGUUGCUGGACUGAGAAUGUGUGUCAGUACAAGAGAUAAGUUAUUACUCAAUGUUUGCUUCAAGGGGAGGUGACCCAAACUGAGCUCCUUUCCAGAAAUGUGGUGGCGUGUCGCUUUAAUGUCAUAACCUUACUAAGCAUGCAGUUAGUCUGGGGGGUUAUGGGUUGCACCUCAAUGAUUUAAUGUUGCCUCAAGCCUCACCCAUAUCACCACUGUUACAUUUUUGAAUGUGUAUAAUACCCAUCUUUUAUAUUGCAAUUUUCCUGUUUUUAGAGAUCACCAUGAAAAACUAUUUUCAUAUGGUAUCAAACAAGGGCUUUAAAUCUGGAUGCCUUAUAUCUAUAUAUUCUUACAGAACCGCAUUUUACAAAUGUCACAUCAUGCAUUUUAAUGUAAUAUAGUUUGUAAAAUACAUUGAAUAAAGCUAUAUCUGAAUGACA
Engraulis encrasicolus (European anchovy) is the source of this 5354-nucleotide messenger RNA. RefSeq names its product ATPase phospholipid transporting 8B1 (gene atp8b1). The coding region runs from base 186 to 3896 and encodes 1236 amino acids. The record is from RefSeq and is a predicted model, not a curated record. Gene Ontology annotation, cellular component: trans-Golgi network; plasma membrane. Gene Ontology annotation, molecular function: ATP hydrolysis activity; magnesium ion binding; ATP binding. NCBI's taxonomy places the organism in Eukaryota, Metazoa, Chordata, Actinopteri, Clupeiformes, Engraulidae. Gene Ontology annotation, biological process: phospholipid translocation; Golgi organization. The transcript has 28 exons.